Molecule: messenger RNA, 3690 nt
Organism: Aspergillus mulundensis
Lineage: Eukaryota; Fungi; Ascomycota; Eurotiomycetes; Eurotiales; Aspergillaceae
Product: putative NRPS-like enzyme (JCVI)
Exons: 2
Coding region: 1-3690 (1229 amino acids)
Biological process (GO): carbohydrate metabolic process
Molecular function (GO): kinase activity; phosphopantetheine binding
Source: RefSeq, a predicted model, not a curated record
AUGGCGUCACCAGCUGUUCUACGACCGGUGACUCCGUCGUCGAAUUCGAGCGAUGCUCUGACUGGAUCACCAGCAACGUCGGUGACGGAUGUGGAAGAGCGAGCGAUAUACACGAUCGAUGACCUUGUGCGGUCACGGGCGGAGGGUGAUAGGGCUGAUGAGCACAUUGUCGCGUAUCCAGUCAGAGGGACGGAGUAUAGAUACUAUACUCCGCGCGAGCUGCACAAUCUAGUCGAAGCGGCUUCAGUCCAUUACGCGCGCGUGAUUCCACAGCGCCGAACGUCCGAUGAUCCAGUACAGAUGGUUGGCUUGCUUGGUCCUUCUGACUUUGAGUAUCUGAUUACACUACUUGCCGUCUCGCGGCUGGGACAUACGGUUCUGCUUCUGUCGACUCGCAUUGCGGAGGAUGCGUACGUCAGCUUGAUCGAGAACACCAAGGCUUCGUUCCUUAUUGCGUAUCCUGCGUUUCAGACUGUGGCGAAGAAGGUGACGCAACGGACAGGAAGCGUGCUACAGCCGGUGCUUGCGCGCGAUGAGUAUAUCAACACUACGGCGAAACUGCCAGAAGCUCAACUCGAUGGUUUAGUCGAAAACAAGCACAUUACCUGGAUCAUCCAUUCUAGCGGUUCGACUGGCCAUCCGAAACCGAUUUACCAGACGCACUCGGGGGCUUUGAAGAACUAUGCCAAUAACUUCGGUCUUAGAGGUUUCAUCACACUGCCUCUUUACCACGCACAUGGAAUCAGCUGUCUCUUCCGAGCGGUGCAUUCCGAGAAGUUGAUUUAUAUGUACAAUGCCGAGCUCCCCCUGACAGGCUCUUAUCUGCAUACGACGCUUGAGGAGCACCCCGACAUCGAAGUUCUCUAUGCCGUUCCAUAUGGCCUCAAGCUACUCUCCGAAUCAGAGGAGAGCAUGAAGCUGCUCGCACGUUUGGAGCUGGUCAUGUUCGGCGGCUCAUCUUGCCCCAAGCCAAUCGGUGACAAACUGGCUCAGAACGGAGUCCGUCUCGUCUCCCACUACGGAACCACUGAGACAGGUCAGCUUAUGACCUCGUUCAGGGAGCGCUCAGACACAGACUGGGAUUAUGUCCGUCCUGGCCCGACGUUGCUACCUUAUAUCCGGUGGGAGGAACAGAUGCCUGGAAUCUACGAGCUGUGUGUCCUCGAGGGAUGGCCGUCCAAGGUGGCAAGCAACCGGCCGGAUGGAGCGUACGCGACGAAGGACUUGUUUGAGAAGCACCCGACCAAGGAGAACGCGUGGCGGUAUUAUGCUCGUCUAGAUGAUACCCUUGUGUUGGAGAACGGCGAGAAGGCAAACCCGCUAGUCAUUGAGGGCGUUGCUCGCAACCAUCCGAAUGUCGGCGAAGCUAUUGCCUUUGGCUCAAACAGGUCUCGGUUAGGGCUAUUCCUGAUUCGCGCUGCGGGAUGUACUGAGACCGACGAGCAAAUUAUUGACUCGGCUAUGCCUGCUAUUGAGAAGUGCAACGCUGAGAACCCUGCUUACGCGUAUAUCUCCCGAGACAUGAUCCGCGUUUUGCCUGCGGAUACGGUCUAUCGCAAGACGGACAAGGGUACGGUCAUUCGUUCUGCAUUCUAUCGCGAUUUCGCAGAACAGAUAAGCCAAGUAUAUGACCAGGAGGAUGCAAGUGGGGACCAAGUACUGGAAAGCGAUGAGUUGAUCAUUUUUCUCCGUAACAGCCUUCUCGACGUUACGUCUAUUGAGCCUUCCGCGUUGCAGGAUUCAACGGAUGUGUUCAGCCUCGGCGUCGACAGCUUACAGUCUCUACGAUUACGAAGCAUUAUCUUGAAGACGCUGGACCUGGGUGGCCAAAAGCUCUCACAGAACUUUGUCUUUGAAAACCCCUCUAUACAGGCCAUGGCCGACGAGCUCACACGGCUGAGACUUGGAGGAAGUCCCCAGCAGCAGGCUCCAGUUGAAGAUCGGAUGGCCGAUCUCAUCGAAAAGUACAGCCGUGAUUUCAAAAUGCAUGUUCCGGUCCCCAGAGAUGACGAUGGCGAGUAUGUCGUUGUGACUGGUGCCACCGGUUCGUUAGGUGCGCAUAUUGUUGCCCAGCUAGUUCGAACCCAGCGCGUCCGCAAAGUGUACUGCCUUGUUCGCGCUUCGUCGCCUCUUUCAGCGUUCCACCGAGUCCGACAGAGCCUGCAUGCUCGUUUCCUGUUGUCUCGCCUCGCCCCAGACGCAGAACGCAAAAUCGUGGCAUUGCCUGCUGACCUCUCAAACGCCAAGCUAGGGCUGGCUGAAGAUGUCUAUGAAGAGAUCACCAGCUCAGCCACGGCCGUCAUGCACUGCGCCUGGUCUGUCAACUUUAACUGGGCCUUGGAGAGCUUCGAAAAGCCCUGCAUUGCGGCAACUCGCAACUUGAUUGAUCUCUGUUUGCAGACCAAGGGUCCCGCUCCAGCAAAGUUUUCCUUCUGUUCAUCUGUCAGUACCGUUGCUCGCACGCCAGGGAACUGGGUUCCAGAAGCACUUCCAGAGUCACUCAGCUAUGCGCAGUCAAUGGGGUACGCUCAGUCAAAACUGGUGACUGAGCAUGUAGUCAACCGUGCAUGCCACGAAACCAGCCUGUCCGCCCGGGUCCUACGGGUCGGGCAGAUUGUAGCUGAUACGGAGCACGGCAUCUGGAAUGCCACCGAAGCUAUUCCGAUGAUUUUCCAGACGGCAGAGACAGUCAAUGCCCUUCCCCUGCUUGACGAAAUCCUAUCCUGGACACCGGUCGACACCAUCGCAUCGAGCAUUAUCGAAGCAACACUCUCCCCAACUGCAGCAGAGGUCAUGAAUGUGACGAAUCCAAGCCUCAGCCACUGGACACGAGACCUCCUUCCCCUGUUGAAAGAAGCCGGUCUUACUUUCGACGCUCUGCCCAAGCGCGAAUGGCUCGCUCGUCUCCGCUCGAAUACCGACCCAACCACCAACCCCCCGAUCAAGCUCCUAGACUUCUUCUCAAACAAAUACGACAACGACUCGCCGCCCCGCGUCCUCCUCUACGACACAAAGAAGAGUCAGUCUGCUGCUCCAUCGCUCCGCAACGCAGCAGGCCUAACCCAGGACUUUGUAAAUCGCUUUGUGCGCUAUUUCCGCGGACAAGCCUGGUCCUCAACCGGAGGCCAGCCCUCGCCUAAGAAUGUCAUGUUCCUAACGGGACCAUGCGGCUCCGGUAAAUCCACAGCGGCAAUUUCCCUCGCGUCAAAGUUCAGUAUCACAACCAUUGAAGGAGACGACAUGCACUCCCGCCUCUCCCGCGCGAAGAUGGCAUCCGGCAUCCCCCUUUCAGACGCAGAUAGAUGGGAAUGGCUAGCUCAUAUCCGCGGAGCUGUCAUGGACCGUCUGAUACAGCCAUCUCCCUCGGUUGGGGUAGUCGUCACCUGCUCCGCGCUGAGAAGAGCCUACCGUGACGAGUUGCGGAAGCUGGCGUAUCUGCUUGAAGACCCGGUGAACGUCACGUUUAUCCAUCUUUCUGUGGGGAAGGAAAGUAAAACGGAGCUUCAGGAACGGUUGGUACUGAGAUCCAAGGAAGAGGGGCACUACAUGACGUCGACGAUGGUGGACUCGCAGUUGGAGGCUCUGGAGAGUCCGGAGGAGGAGAGGGAUGUGGUUGUUGUUGAUGCGGCUGCGGCGAAGGAGGUGGUUCUUGGGCAGGUGGAGGAUAUUGUGAGGGGGGUUCUUGUGUGA